Closterium sp. Naga37s-1 is the source of this 1746-nucleotide messenger RNA. The record is from the annotation of a GenBank genome assembly. Lineage: Eukaryota; Viridiplantae; Streptophyta; Zygnematophyceae; Desmidiales; Closteriaceae.
AUGCGCCGAGGCAGUCUGGAUGCUUUGAUAGUCGCAGCAGAGGUACGGUCAGGCAUGGUGCCCUCUCCUUGCCGGCAGCCUCGUCGGCUCUCGGUUCCUCUAGUCCCACCCCUUGGCCGUUUUCCCUUCUAUCAUGCCGCCCGUGUCUGCCUCCACGUCGUCUCCCUCCUUCCCCAUUUGGGGGGAUUCCCUCUUCUACGUCGACCGAGAUAUCCUCCGACUCCUCUUCAGUUUCCUCCCUAUAUUCAGACCCCUCUUCCCCAGCAGACUCAUUCAUUGGUUCGCAUCCAUUCUCAUCUGGCCUCCCGUGUCUUUCCCGCCAGUUUCCCGAUCUGGCUUUCUCCCUCGCCACGGCUCUCACCAGCUCUCCCACGCGCCCGCCCCUGUCUCGCCCACGUCCGCGGCCUCUUGUGGCCGCUCUUGCCGCCGUGUUUCGCGGGUGAUUACCUGCGGCAAACUCGUUUGCUCUUUCCUGGAGCGCCCUCUGCCGGCUCGUUCCUGCCCUCCUUCUUCGGUCUGCGGCUUGCGCCGCCAACAGCGCGUCUUCCUCGUGGGCCGCCUGAUCCGCCUGCUCUGCUACCCUUUGCUCCACCUCCAACUGCUCUCGUUCGGCUUGCCGUUGCGGCGAUGACGGGCAAGCGCCAGAGGCGGGAAAGGGCGGCGAGGCCGUCUGAUGUUCCCAACCCGCCAGAGGACCCGGGCGAGCUGGCGCCAGUCCUACUCCGAGCCGCCGCUGCCCUGGUCUCGCGCGAGGGGGCUGGAACACCCUCUCGCGCGCGUGAGCCCGUGUAUCGCUCGCCUCGCGGAUGUACCCACCCUCAUCUGCGGGCCCGCGGUGGUUCCUUUCGGCGUCGCCAUCCGCCUCGCCCUCCGCCUGUGCUCCACCGGCAGAUUGUCGGUCCGCAUCUUCAGGCGCCCUCUUUUCAGCCUCCUCCGCCGCCCCCUCCACUUGUGCCGUCUCAGCAGUCCUCUCAUCAGCAUUCCUCCCAGCAGCAGUCGUCUGUUCCUACCGCCUCGUCCCCUCUGGUAGACCCUCCUGCCUCGGCAUCGGGGUCGUUGUCGGCUCCGCCCGCUGUCCCUCCUCCGCCAGUCCUGUCUCCGGCGUCGUUGUCACUUGCGGAGGCACUUCUCGUGCCUCCUCGUCCUGCUCCCCAGGUUGACGGUGCUCCUCCCCCCCCUGAGCCUCCUCAGCGGCAGCAUCCUCUUGUACCAGCCGACCCCGCUCUCCCCGCUCGCUUUCCUCCGCCUCGUGCCCAGUCUCCUCCGCUACUGCCUGACGCACCUGAUCCUGAAGACGACGAGAAGUGGUGGAACGGAGAGCUGUGGGAGUCUCCUCCCCAGCCUGGCACCACGUGGGGUCGUGACUGGGACGUCCGGAACAACUUUGUUGUCGACAUUCUCCGCUGGGAGCGUCGCAUGCUGGGUGUCGGCGAGUGUCUCUCCCAUGUGGCGACGGUGUUGGAGCAGCUGCAUGAAGGUCUUCAGGGGCGGAACUAUGUUUUGCGAGAUCCGCAGCUGAACGAGCAGCAGCAGGGUGUUGUCCGUGCGGCCGCGGCUCAGGGCUUGUGGAGGCUCCUCCGCAUGCCCCUCGAGCCCGAGCACCCUGACGAGGACGAGGGGCCGGGCGCGAGAGCUUUCCGCAGGGUAGCCACGGCUGCCGAAGAGUCGCCCCUGCAGCUCGUGCCUGCGCUCGCGUCCUUGCUCCGGUGGAUCCGCCGGCGUUUUUAUGUGUUGAACCGCGUGUAG